CGGUAAAUACCAGGCAGAAGCACCAAAUCUUAACAACAACUGAAAAUUAAAGGACAAUCACUAAUAUGUUCGAUUGUAAACAAGAAUCUUGUUUCCCCAAACCUAGAGAAUAUCCAGCACACGGAGACAGGAACUAACAUUGCACAAGGGAUCCUUGGGGAUCACGAAAAUCUCUCUAUAAAACGAACAUAAGCUAAAUUCUGUAAAAUAGAUAGAGAGAAUUAUAGAGUGUAAAUGGGAAAUCCACAUAUUCUGGCAAUACCUUAUCCAGCACAAGGCCAUGUCAUUCCUCUUAUGGAGCUGUCUCACAGCUUGGCCAAACAUGGCUUCAAAAUCACAUUUGUCAACUCAGAUUUUAAUCACCAGAGAGUCAUGGAUGCGUUUGCCAACAAGGUUGAUCCAGAAGGGCCAAUUCAUCUAGUUUCAAUCCCGGACGGGAUGGAAGUUGGCGAGAACAGGAGUCUUUUAGGGAAGUUAACUGAUGGACUUAGCCAAGUCAUGCCCGGGGAGCUGAAGGAGCUCAUACUGAAGAUUGAUAGAUUAGAAGAGAAUAAGAUCACUCAUGUUAUAGCUGAUGUCAACAUGGGAUGGGCACUUGAAGUUGCAGCAGAGAUGGGAAUCCCCGGAGCUGCUUUCUGCCCUGCAUCUGCCCUUGUAUUGAACUUGCUUUUUAGCACCAAGAAGUUGAUUGAUGAUGAAGUUAUUGAUGAACAUGGUACUCCAAUCAAUAAAGAAAAGAUGAUUCAGUUGUCCCCAAACACACCUGCCAUGCACCCAAAGAAUUUUCUGUGGGUCUGUCUCGGUGACUUCAACACACAAAAAAUUAUUUUUAAAUAUGCUGAGAGAAACAUUAAUGCCAUUGCAAAAGCAGAGUGGCUAAUUUGCAACACAACUUAUGACCUGGAGCCUGAAGCACUUAUCUUAGUUCCAGAGAUCCUGCCCAUAGGACCAGUUUCAUCAACCAACCAGCUUGGAGCCUUGGGAGGAAGUUUCUGGCCAGAGGAUGCAACUUGCUUGAAAUGGCUUGAUCAACUGCCACCAGGUUCAGUUAUUUAUGUGGCAUUUGGCAGCUUCACGGUUUUUGAUCCAAUCCAAUUCCAAGAAUUGGCUCUGGGCCUGGAACUCUCAAACAGGCCAUUUCUCUGGGUUGUCAGACCAGAUGUUGCCGAGGGGACUGAAUCUGAUGAUCUUUACCCCAAAGGAUUUAAGGAAAGAGUAGCCAACCGAGGAAGGAUAGUGGGCUGGGCACCCCAACGUGCGGUUCUGGCUCAUCCUUCCGUUGCUUGCUUCUUAAGCCAUUGCGGUUGGAACUCCACCGUUGAAGGCGUGAGCAAUGGGGUCCCUUUUCUGUGUUGGCCAUACUUUGCUGACCAGUUUGUUAAUGAGAGCUACAUUUGUGACAUUUGGAAGAUUGGCGUAAAUUUUACAAGAGAUGAAAGAGAGAUCAUUACAAGAGAAGAAAUUAGGAGCAAGGUGGAGCUGUUGCUAGGUGAUGAAAGCUUCAGAGCAAGAACUCUUAAACUAAAGGAAUUGGUUACACGUAGUGCCAAUGAAGGUGGUAGCUCGAACAGGAUUUUCAAGAACUUCAUUGAAUGGAUGAAAUCAUAGACAAGCUUUUCACAUUUAGCUUCUGCAUUGGUUUUGUUGAUCCUUUAUAUUUCCUUUUCUGUUAUAAGAAAUAUAUAAGAGAAGCAAUUUAUGUCCAUAGACUACGAUACGAACAGAUCCUUCUCCAUCUCAAUUUCUAAAGAAAUAUAUUUCCUUUUCAGUAAUGAAAAUUCAGCUCAGGUCACAUAGUACAAAAAGUACUACGUAAG
Messenger RNA from Theobroma umbraticum, 1817 nucleotides. RefSeq names its product UDP-glycosyltransferase 83A1-like. NCBI's taxonomy places the organism in Eukaryota, Viridiplantae, Streptophyta, Magnoliopsida, Malvales, Malvaceae. Gene Ontology annotation, molecular function: quercetin 3-O-glucosyltransferase activity; quercetin 7-O-glucosyltransferase activity. The record is from RefSeq and is a predicted model, not a curated record.